Molecule: messenger RNA, 1764 nt
Organism: Triticum dicoccoides
Lineage: Eukaryota; Viridiplantae; Streptophyta; Magnoliopsida; Poales; Poaceae
Exons: 4
Coding region: 166-1149 (327 amino acids)
Biological process (GO): regulation of flower development
Cellular component (GO): nucleus
Molecular function (GO): DNA-binding transcription factor activity; protein binding
Source: RefSeq, a predicted model, not a curated record
UCAUACACCAACAAUCCAUCCACCCCCCUUCCUCUUACAAGCUAAGAAGCAGAGAUCCAACAAUCAACAGAGAAGAACAAGAAGAAGAAGAAGAAGAAGAAGAAGAAGAAGAAGAAGAAGAAGAAGAAGAAGAAGAAGAAGAAGAAGAAGAAGAAGAAGAAGAAGAUGUUCGCCGACAUGGGCUUUAGCUUCUCCGCCUACUCUUCUUCGCCAUCGGACUACUCCUACUCAUACUCCCCUGUCUUCUCCCACCCCCACUCAGACUACUCCUCCUUCUUCUCUCCCUCUUCCUCCGCUGCUCUGGCACAACCAUCAUCGCUAUCUCUGCCUCUCCUGCAUCAACAACAUCAAGCCACUGUUGUUGCUGCGCCCAACGACGUCGCCGCCGCCGCCAUGUACCACCACCUCGGAGACAUGGGGCAGCCAUCCCUGAUAUCAGAGUAUGACCUUGGAGCAGAAGGCGACCUGUUCAAGGCUCCGGAGCCCAUAAUCGAGGAACCGCUGCUCGCCCUCGACCCGGUCGCAGAGGCCAUCUCGAUGAUGUCCGGCAGCGGCAACACCAUCAAGGCGUCGGACAUGAGCCUGAGUGAGGCGCUGUACGAGUGCGAGAAGGAGCUCAUGGAGGAGUCGGCCAUCGAGGAGACCAUAUCCGAGCUGCUGGACGCCAAGAUCCCCAUGCUGCAGGUCGAGGACAUGCCCGGAGAGCUCAUGUCGACAACGACUGCUGCCGCCGGCGAGUGCUUGGUCCAGAAGAGCGUCAGCUCCGGGUGCCUCAACUCGGCGGACUGGAUCAACGGUUUGGCGAUGCAGCCCAACUUCUUCAACUUCCAAGGGCUCGACUUGGAGGCCGCGUUCGGGCUCCGGCGAGCCUACAGCGAGGGUGACGUUCAGAUCCUUGGUGCCAACACCCCUCCAGCUGGGAUCGCGGCAAAUGUGCACGCAGCUGGUGAGAGGCUUCUGACCAUCAGUGACCUGAAACGUGAGGAAAGGAAACAGAAGCUCAACAGGUACAGGGAGAAGAAGAUCCAGAGGAACUUCGGCAGAAAGAUCAAGUAUGCUUGCAGGAAGGUUCUAGCAGACAGCCAACCGAGGGUGCGAGGGAGGUUCGUCAAGAUGGAUGUCGGCGACAUGCUCAAGCCAAGGAAGUAGACCGCCAUGGAAGGUCGCUGCGAAGCUGAUGAGGAAGUUAAGCAAGGUUAUUCCAGGAAGCUGAUGAGCGUGUUGAGGUGCAGUGUGUAGGCGUCAAGCAUGUCAAGUUUGGGGUUCCUUCUUCACCAACAACGGUAGUGAACCAUUCAUUUGCUGUUAUACUUGAGAGCACUGCAGGUACUAAGAGGCGUCUCUCUCAUGGCCAAGAUCUUGUCUUCAACAUGAACAACCGUAGUACCGAGACUCUGAGAGUGUAGAGUUUAGGAGUGUCUCGUGUAAAAGAGUUUGCAUUGAGAGAAUUGAGGUUGUGUUAGGAGCAGAGUGUUCUGUCACUCAUGUUACUGAGGAAGUGGAUGGAGCUGAGGAGGUGUUACUGGUUAGUAGUAGGGAAUUUGUGCGAGAGUAGAACGAUGUCGAUGAUGUGGCAAAGGAAGCUACCGAUCAACUAACGGGCGCACAUGAUGACGCCCAUCGGGAGCCAUGAAAAUGAUGUGUUGGAUCUAUCAAGGCCUGGCUCAACCUCGCAUAGUCCCAGAACUUGUGCGCCUCUCCAAGACGCACUGACUCAAUGUUAUCUUCCUUUCUGAAACUAGACAAAAUAAAGGGUAUGUUGAG